Molecule: messenger RNA, 1725 nt
Organism: Penicillium odoratum
Lineage: Eukaryota; Fungi; Ascomycota; Eurotiomycetes; Eurotiales; Aspergillaceae
Product: amidophosphoribosyltransferase
Exons: 3
Coding region: 1-1725 (574 amino acids)
Biological process (GO): purine nucleobase biosynthetic process; purine nucleotide biosynthetic process
Cellular component (GO): cytoplasm
Molecular function (GO): amidophosphoribosyltransferase activity
Source: RefSeq, a predicted model, not a curated record
AUGUGUGGAAUUAUCGCUCUGAUCCUGGCGAACCCCUCCGCCGCCGCCGCAGUCGACCUCCACGAGGCCCUGUAUCUCCUCCAACAUCGUGGUCAAGAUGCUGCGGGUAUCGCGACCUGUGCGUCCGGUGGCCGAAUCUACCAGCUGAAGGCGAACGGUAUGGCUGCUAAGGUUUUCCAUGAUGGUGCCAAGAUUGCCAACCUCCCUGGCUCUAUGGGUAUUGCCCACCUGCGAUACCCUACUGCUGGUAGCAGCGCCAAUGCUGAGGCCCAACCUUUCUACGUUAACAGCCCCUACGGCAUUUGCUUUGCGCACAACGGAAACUUGAUCAAUGCUCCCGCACUGAAGAAGCACUUGGAUCUGGAGGCCCACCGUCACAUCAACACUGAUAGUGACAGUGAGCUUAUGCUCAACAUCUUCGCUGAUGAGCUGAGUGAGACCAAGAAGGCUCGUGUGAACAAGGAGGAUCUCUUUGCUAGUUUGACCCGCAUGUAUGAGCGCUGCGAGGGUGGCUGGGCCUGCGCUGCUAUGCUUGCUGGUUUUGGUCUCAUCGGUUUCCGUGACUCAUACGGUAUUCGCCCCUUGGUUCUUGGCUCUCGUCAAUCCCUGGAUGGCGAAGGUACCGAUUACAUGAUGGCCUCUGAGUCGGUCGCUCUGGACCAGCUUGGCUUCAGCAACCACCGUGAUAUCCAGCCUGGUGAGGCUGUCAUUCUUGAGAAGGGUUGUGAGCCGGUCUUCCGCCAAGUCGCCCCUAAGCGCGGCUACGCCCCGGAUAUUUUCGAGUACGUCUACUUUGCUCGCCCAGACUCUGUGAUGGAUGGUAUCAGUGUAUACCGCAGUCGUCAGCGUAUGGGUGACCGUCUGGGUGCCCGUGUUCUGAAGGUUCUGGGUGCCGACGUUGUCAAGGAUAUUGACGUCGUCAUUCCCAUUCCUGAGACUUCUACUACAUCCGCCAGUCACGUUGCUCAAUACCUGAAUAAGCCUUACUGCCAUGGGUUCGUGAAGAACCGCUACGUCUUCCGCACGUUCAUCAUGCCUGAGCAGAAGACCCGUCAAAAGGGUGUCCGUCGUAAGCUCAAUGCCAUGAAGGCUGAGUUCAAGGACCGCAAUGUCCUCCUUGUGGAUGACAGCAUUGUCCGCGGUACCACCAGUCGCGAGAUCGUCAACAUGGCUCGUGAAGCUGGUGCCAAGAAGGUCUACUUGGCCAGCUGUGCUCCUGAGAUCACCCACCCCCACAUCUACGGUAUUGAUCUGGCUUCACCCCAGGAGUUGGUUGCCCACAACCGUGAUAGCGAUGCCAUCGCCCGCCACAUCGGUGCCGAGAGCGUCGUGUUCCAGACCCUGGAAGAUCUCAAGGGUGCCUGUGCCGAGGUUGCCAUUGAGAAUGGCCAGACAGAACCCGUGAACUUCGAGGUCGGUGUGUUCUGCGGUAGCUACGUCACUCCCGUGAGUGAUGGCUACUUCGAGCACCUGGAGGAGGUCCGUGGUGAAGGCCGCAAGAACAAGGCUUUGGAGAAGGCCAAGGAGGCUGUUGCUCACGGCUUUGCCAGCACCACUGACUACCAGAUUGCUGCUAAGGGCGUUGCAGUGGAUACCAAUGGCAAGAUCAUCCCUGCAGGUGAUGAAGACCAACCUGCCCCCCGGUCCUCCCAUCAGGAGGAUCGGAACCCGAAGGUGGAUGACCGCAUGGACAUCAGCAUCCACAAUCAGGCCGACCACCCAUGA